ACACUGAGAAGGCUGGCUCAGAAUCGAGAGGCAGCAAGAAAGAGCAGGCUAAGAAAAAAGGCGUAUGUUCAGCAGUUAGAGUUGAGUAGGAUUAAGCUGACGCAGCUGGAACAAGAGCUACAGAGAGCAAGAACUCAGGGCAUGUUUUUGGGUGGAGGAGCUGCGAUUUUAGGAGGUGACCAAGGACUUCCCGCCGGCCUCCAUAGCCUCAGCUCUGAUGCAGCGGUGUUCGACAUCGAGUACGGGCGGUGGCAGGAGGAGCACCACCGGCUGAUGUGCGAGCUCCGGGCGGCAGUGCAAGAGCACCUACCGGAGAACGAGCUCCGGCUGUUCGUCGACAACUGCCUGGCCCACUACGACGAGGUUAUGAAUCUGAAGACGAUGGUGGCGAAGUCCGACGUCUUCCACCUCGUCUCCGGCACGUGGAAGACGCCGGCGGAGCGCUGCUUCAUGUGGAUGGGUGAUUUCCGGCCGUCUGAGCUCAUCAAGAUAGUAAUGGGUCAAAUAGAGCCAUUAACAGAGCACCAAAUACUAAACAUUUGUGGGUUGCAACAAUCAACACAAGAGAGUGAGGAGGCAUUGUCCCAAGGGCUUGAUGCCCUAAACCAGUCAUUAUCAGACACCAUAACCUCUGAUUCAUUGAGUAGCCCUCCAAAUAUGGCUAACUAUAUGGGACAGAUGACCCUUGCCAUCAACAAGCUCUCUACACUUGAAGGCUUUGUAAGACAGGCAGAUAAUUUGAGGCAUCAAACUGUUCAUCGAUUGCAUCAAAUGCUGACAACUCGUCAAGCUGCAAGAUGUUUGCUAGCAAUUGCAGAGUAUUUUCAUCGGCUUCGAGCUCUGAGCUCUUUAUGGUUGGCUAGACCAAGGCAGGAUUAUUGACUUUCAAAUUACCAAAAUUUACACCAAAAUUACACCCUUUAUAAAACUUACCCAAAAAAUAUCUUUCCUUUUAA
Momordica charantia (bitter melon) is the source of this 956-nucleotide messenger RNA. Lineage: Eukaryota; Viridiplantae; Streptophyta; Magnoliopsida; Cucurbitales; Cucurbitaceae. The record is from RefSeq and is a predicted model, not a curated record.